Molecule: messenger RNA, 3279 nt
Organism: Cinara cedri
Lineage: Eukaryota; Metazoa; Arthropoda; Insecta; Hemiptera; Aphididae
Source: the annotation of a GenBank genome assembly
CCGCGUCGGCACGCUCGCGCGCCUUACCGCCGAAAAACGCGCGCCGCGCAGUUCGGAGCAAAACGGGGAAACUUCGCAUAUCCUAGACAAUGGGCGAAACGCCCGAUAUCGCAUUUGCCACGCGGCCGUCCAAAUCCAACUCGCGCGUUUCCGCUCAUUUUUGUCCGCGCCCGACCGUAUCCCCGCGGGCCGUCAGCUGUGCUUUUGAAGUUUUAUCUACGGCCCUGUCCGUCGCCGUUACUUCGUCAUCGUCCCGUGACACUAUCUACUGCACGCGUUUUCGUAUUUCCGUAUUUAUUUGUUGUUUUUUUUUCCUCUGGCCUCACUGUACCGGGAAAUAUUGCCAACACGGCGUAGUGGUACGUGCUCGAUCGAUAAUCCUCUCCGUUCUGCAGCCCUUUACUCCCGCUACGGGUGCCCGACAAUUCUGGUCUUUUAUUCACGUCUUACUCAUUCCCGCUCUACUCGAUUGUUGCCUACUAUGCUUCCAGUUGGUACGGUAGACGAUGUUUUUACGUUCGGUACCUAUUGGCUAUUAGGUGUAAGUAAAUGGGGUGAAUACCUAUUGAAAAUAAAAAAAAGGUCGAAUAAUACGGAUUAAAGUAAAUGGGUACAUUCGACUUUGUGGCCCUGGGUUUGAAUGGUACCACCAUACUGAAUAUAAACACCGGUUUUGAUGAGCUUUCACUCGUCGUUACAUUCAGGCCGAUUGCUGAUGCCUACUUCGUUGUGUUUAUUACGUUUUUAAAAAUUAGAAAAUUAAUAUUCCGGUCGCUGGGGGCCGCCUCCCUACGACUGUCUCGUUAACGAUUAACGUUAUUUCCGAAAUUCGCCAGACAUCAGACUCAAUCGGUAUACCCUAGGUAUUCGUAGAUUGUAAACAUGACGUUAGGCGUGUAUCGUCAAACAUUAUAUUAAUGACGAAAACGAAAAAAAAAACAACUCAAUCUGAACGAUAGACAUUCGCACUCGACCGUUAUUGUUAACGAAAUACCAUCGCAAUCCCCCGGUAUACGCAUAAUGUCGCUGUACCGGCUGCACGCGCGGUCGGUUUUAAAAUAGACCGGCUGCUCGACUAACCGACGGUCGGCCCAAACGCUUAUGACGUAAGUGCACACGAAUACGCGAACAAAUCAUUAGUCAUGCGGUCGCGCCCGCGGGCAAUGUUGGCCGAUGCACUUUGAUGUUUGAACGCGCAUUACGGACGCGGUAAACCGACGGCGUUCGGCGCCACUCGCGAAUUGUGACAUUGGGAACAACCGGCGUAGGUAAAGGAGCGAGCCUCUAUUUCUCUUGCCGAUGCGCGAUUCGUGAACAGCCCAUUGGUCGAGACGUCGAAGUGCGCAGCGCGACGUGUAUAAUUGUUAUUAUUACGUUCGUAGAUAACACGUCGAUGCGACCGAUAAGAAAUUUUUUAGUAGGAGAGUCAUUCGUCUGCGGAAUACAGAUCCGUGUUGUGUUUACGGUUUCAUUUUGUUCGUUUCCUAAUUAGUCGUGACUCAUGUUAUUUACUCCGUACGAACAGUGACCACCAUUUUACCAUCGUGUUCCGUGUUUCGACGCUCGCACCGACGUUUUUUGUUUUGUAAUUUUUUCGGCCGAAACAUAUUGUACAAUAUAAUACUGUUCCUGUUCGGGUGAGAAUUAAACUUCGCCGCCACCAUGAGUCUCCAAUGGACGAUUAUCGCGACUUUUUUGUACUUCGAAGUGGGUGUCUUGAUACUGUUCCUGGUGCCGUAUAUGUCGGCCAAACGUUGGAGCAGCCUUUUCCGUUCCCGAUUCUAUCAGGCACUCAGUGCGCAGGCCCAGUGGUAUUUCACGUUUCUGCUGUGCAUUCUCGUCCUGUUUCUGUUGGACUCGAUACGUGAAAUGCGCAAAUACUCCAACCCCGAACUAAACGACGCGCACCAACAUCUAGACCACGAAAUGCAAUCUAACAUGCGUCUUUUCCGCGCUCAGCGCAACUUCUACAUCAGUGGUAUAGCUCUGUUCCUUAGCUUUGUUAUUAAACGUUUUAUAUCCCUGAUGACCCUGCAAGCGUCUUUGGUCGCCCAAAGCGAAGCGUCUCUGAAACAAGCCCAGAGCGCCAACAAAGUUGCCAGAUCAUUUUUAGCAAAGAAAGAUGAAGCUGAAGAAGAGUCUGAAGCAUUGAAAGAACUUCAAAAGGAACUGGAGGCAUUCAAGGCAGAACGUGAUGCGAUAAAAGCCGACCGAGAUGCGAUCAAAAGUCAAGCAGAAUCGGUCAGCAAUGAGUAUGACAGGCUUAUGGGCGAAUACGAAAAACUCCAGAAGACUGUCGGAAACGAAUCAAAGAAGGAUGAUUAAUUAUUAAACAUACCAACUAUUAGGCAUAAUAUCUUAAUUAAACUGAACUUUUAAAAAUUAUAAUUUAUUGUGGCUUUUCAGUAUUUUGUUAAUAAUUGUCUUGGGUCAUUGAUUGCCAGUGAAGACUUGCAACAAGGGUGGGCUUUAUACAUAUACAUAUAUAUAUGUGUAUGUAUAUUUUUUUUUAUAACAAAAAAUGAAUAUUACUAGACAUGUCUAAAAUAUUUAGGGCAUUUGAUUAUUUGAUGUUUUGUUUUGUUUAUUUUUACAAGUAUCUAUUUAUUUUUUUUUUUUUUAAUAGUAAAUUAAAGAACAAUUAUUAUAUGCUGUAUUGAAUUAUCACAGUAAGUACUAUAUUCUAUACAAUUUGUACUUGCAUAUUAUAAUAAACAAUAUUUUGUCAAUUAAAAUAUUUACUUAUUCCACUAUGUAUGUUUUAUAAAAAUCAUUAUAGUAAUUUUAAUAUAUUAAUUUCAACAUAGUACCAGAAACAUGUAAAACUUGUUAUUCUAUUACAGGAAAUAAAAUUCAGUGUUUAUAUAAUGACUAAUGACUCAUAACAUUACUCUGUCAUAGUUUUAGAUUUGAUCGAAAUUAAAUAAAAAAUUUAAUAUUUGACUGAAUAAUGGCUACUUUAUGUGUGUCUACCAGUCGUAAAGCCAUAAUAGCAGAAAUCAAACCUAUUAAAGUACCUAUACUUCGAAAGGAAACAAUCAUCAUGGAUAAUAAGGAAAUUACGUCAAAAUUUAAUUUUAUAAAUAAGUACCUAAUAAACACGUUUAUGCUUAAUAUUGUAUGUAACUAUGAAAUAACCAAAAAUCAAGUUAAUUCAGUAUUCUAAUUUGAUUAUGAAUUCAAUUUAAUUUACUCAAGGGAAAUUCUUGUCAAAGAAACCACAAACAUAAUUUUACAAUUUUUAACAUCUGGAAAAUCAAAGCCCGAAGUCUUAUUAUU